GCUCCUGGUCCUACGUCAUUCGUGUGCGACGGUUCUGUCCACGCCAGCUGUGGGGAGGGCGUCGCUGUUCUGUGGCCGCCUCCAGUGAAGCUCUUCCAAGAAGAGCAGAGAGACGGCUGCCGCUCAGCCCCGCGCCUUUGAAGGAGCCGUGAGCCACCCGGCGUCCGGGGAGUCGGAACGUCAGCCGCGGUCACACCUCCCGGGGCAGGGGAGAGGGGGCAGUCGGCCGAGCCGGCGGGACCCGCCUGCAUCGCUGCCGGUCCGGGCCCCGCUCCGUGCACAGGGUCCCAUGAUGGCGGCAGCAUGGAUGGACCCUGCGCGGAUAUCUGUGACCUUUGAUGAUGUGGCCGUGACUUUUACCCAGGAGGAGUGGGGGCAGUUGGACCCGGCCCAGAGGACCCUGUACCAGGAGGUGAUGCUGGAAAACUGUGGACUUCUGGUGUCUCUGGGGUGUCCUGUUCCUAGACCUGAGCUGAUCUACCAGCUGGAGCACGGGCAGGAGCUAUGGAUGCUAAAGGGACACCUGUCUCAGAGCGCCUAUGCAGGUGACAAAGGAAAAUCUAAGACCACAGAAUCAACCACUAGUGAGCCAGCCCUGUCUGAGGGAGUCUUCCACCAGGAACAACUAACACAAGGAGUUCCAGGGAACUCCCAGGUGGGCCGAACUAAGGAUCAGGUUGGGUCAUUGCAAAUGCAAGAAGGACACUUGAGACCAGAGAUAGACCCCCAGAAGGAGAAGCUCCCUGGAAAAUCAAGCUCUGAACAUGGCAACAUAGGAACAGCCAAUAAUGUGUAUUCAGGGAUUGUACAGGAGCCUGUCCCUCGGGGAGGUGCUGUCCAUGACCGUGACUCAUAUGGGUCAGGUAAAGAUCCUGUGAUUCAGGAAGAAGAAAAUAUCUUUAAAUGCAAUGAAUGUGGGAAAGUUUUUAACAAGAAACGCCUCCUUGCUCGACAUGAAAGGAUUCACUCUGGAGUGAAGCCCUACGAAUGUACCGAGUGUGGGAAAACAUUUAGUAAAAGCACUUAUCUCCUUCAACACCACAUGGUCCAUACAGGGGAGAAGCCCUAUAAGUGCAUGGAGUGCGGGAAGGCCUUCAACCGUAAGUCACACCUUACCCAGCACCAGCGGAUCCACAGUGGAGAGAAGCCUUACAAGUGCAAUGAAUGUGGGAAGGCCUUCACCCACCGCUCCACUUUUGUCUUGCAUAAUAGGAGCCACACUGGAGAAAAGCCCUUUGUGUGCAAAGAAUGUGGGAAAGCCUUCCGUGAUAGGCCAGGUUUCAUCCGUCACUAUAUCAUCCACAGUGGCGAGAAUCCCUACGAAUGCUUCGAGUGUGGCAAGGUCUUCAAACACAGGUCCUACCUCAUGUGGCACCAGCAGACUCACACUGGGGAGAAGCCCUAUGAGUGCAGUGAGUGUGGGAAAGCCUUCUGUGAGAGUGCGGCCCUCAUUCACCACUAUGUCAUCCACACUGGGGAGAAGCCCUUUGAGUGCCUGGAGUGCGGGAAGGCCUUCAACCACAGGUCGUACCUCAAGAGGCACCAGCGGAUCCACACUGGGGAGAAGCCCUAUGUGUGCGGCGAGUGUGGAAAGGCCUUCACCCACUGCUCUACUUUCAUCUUGCACAAAAGGGCCCACACUGGAGAAAAACCCUUUGAGUGCAAAGAAUGUGGGAAAGCCUUUAGCAAUCGUGCAGACCUCAUUCGACACUUCAGCAUCCACACUGGAGAGAAGCCCUAUGAGUGCACGGAGUGCGGGAAGGCCUUCAACCGCCGGUCAGGGCUCACGAGGCACCAGCGGAUUCACAGUGGAGAGAAGCCCUAUGAAUGUGUCGAGUGUGGCAAAACCUUCUGCUGGAGUACCAACCUCAUCCGACACUCUAUCAUCCACACCGGAGAGAAGCCCUAUGAGUGCAGUGAGUGUGGAAAAGCCUUCAGUCGCAGCUCGUCCCUCACUCAGCAUCAGAGGAUUCAUACUGGGAGAAACCCUGUCCGUGUAACCGAAGUGGGAAGACCCUUCACGAGCGGGCAGUCCUCAGUCAACCUCCAAGAGCUCCUGUUGGGGAAAGACUUCUUGAAUGUAACCACUGAGGAAACUUCUUACUCAGAAUCUGAUCGUUCAUACCAAAGAGAACCCCCUCAGUUUCCUUCCCGAUGAGAAACCUUCUGUUGUAGGACAUCAUUUGUCAUCUGAGAAGUCAGACGGGAAACUUACCCCAUCUGGAGCCAUAUCUUACAUCUGAGAGUUCAUCCAGGGAGAGACCCAGUGAUUAUGUGCACAUAGGAAAACCUCCAGCUACAUGUUUUUCCUUGUUUUACACCACAGUAAUAUCUCAGGAAUUUUUUUUCUUUCUUUCUUUCUUUUUUUUUUAAAGAAAGAGACAUAGAAGAGAAAAUGAACUGUAAACACACAUUUUCUUUCAGACUUCCUUCCCAAGCCUUUGGCACUUUGUCAUGGCAUCCUUAGUUUACUUGGCAGGGGGAGGGUUUUGUUUUAAGGAUAAAGGACCCAGACUGCUAUGUGUCUUGUAUAUACAUUCCUUGCUAUCCAGUGUCAAGAGAGUUAAUUGAAGGCAGGUUUGGAAACUUCAGGAACAUCUUUGUUCUAAAACACUGUCUCUGUUCUUAAGGAGCUUCAUCUUUGUGAGAAAUACAAAGGCUGGAACCAUCAAACACCUUUCUGUUGAGGAGAUAAGAACACACAUAUGAAUGGGCACCUGUUGUUGCACUGGUUAAAACUGUUUAAGGCUUUGAUUUAAAAAAAAAAAAAAGAAAGAAAGAAAGAAACUUCAUGUGGUUUUGAGGAGCUGAUACUUGGACUUUUUCUUGGUCCUGUACUAUUAGUUUACUUGAUGGCUAUAAUUAGAUGGUAAAUCUUUGAGUUGUGUAAAAUGAUUUCUUUCUCUUUAUUGUUUUUAUUUAAAACUUAUUUAGCAUUCUUCAUUACUUUGAAUUUCCACAUAAAGUUUUGGAGAAGUUUGUCUGUUUUUAUGAAAAAAAUCUGUUGAAUUUUGAUAGAAAUUGAGUUAAAUUUUCAGAUCAGUUUGUUGAGAAUUCGCAUCAUUAUGAACACAGUAUGUUCAUACUUAACCCAAACUCUGUUUGUUUAAGUAUCAUUUGAUUUACUUCAUCAUUGUUGUAUAAAUUUCAAUGAUAGGUCCUGUAUGGACUUUAUAAGGUUUAUAUCAAGGUGUUUUUUUUCCUUUUAUUAUAAAUGGCAUUGAUUUUUAAACUUUCCAUUUCCACACAAGUUUUAGUAGUAUGCAGAAAUGUAAUUAAAAUCUGGAUGUUGUUUUGGUAUCCUGCACCCUUGCUGAACGGUAGCCAUUUAUUUGUUGUGAUAGGAUGCUUGGGGUUAGAAAACAUAGAAAUAUCAU
Mustela erminea (ermine) is the source of this 3377-nucleotide messenger RNA. RefSeq names its product zinc finger protein 805 (gene ZNF805). Gene Ontology annotation, molecular function: DNA-binding transcription repressor activity, RNA polymerase II-specific. The record is from RefSeq and is a predicted model, not a curated record. NCBI's taxonomy places the organism in Eukaryota, Metazoa, Chordata, Mammalia, Carnivora, Mustelidae. The transcript has 4 exons. The coding region runs from base 290 to 2158 and encodes 622 amino acids. Gene Ontology annotation, biological process: negative regulation of transcription by RNA polymerase II; regulation of immune system process; regulation of cytokine production.